UUUUCCGAGCGCUGGAAGGCAGAGCUCGGUACGGCAUAAGGCGUCAGUGGCCCUAAUAAACACAACAACAACAAGAAUUUGCGGUGUUCGUGAUAAAAAAAAAAAAAAGUCUGAGAAUAGGUCACAUGUCUGGGGUCCAGGGGACUGCAAGAUACUUCUUAUCCAACACAGUGGAGACCUUAACAGGGAAAUUCUUCCCUGGUGUUUCGUUCAGCCAGCUUGGUGAUAGUUCUUAUGGAAAUGAAGUGGUAUCCAGUCUGUCACUUCAGAUGGUUAUAUAUUUCUCAGCACUUUUCUUUCCAUGUUGGUUGGUGACUUCACUUGUCAUGAUGACUUUAAAGUUUCAGUAUGUUUCCAACCUCUACCAGUUUAUUCUGGCUGCCAUAUAUUUUGCUGUGCCCCUAAUUGAAGUGAUUCGCCUCUACAUUGGACACGUAGGAAAUCUUGAAGAAAAGGUCCCAGAAUUGGCAGGAAGUUGGUUAUUAAGUCUUCUUUUGCAAUUGCCACUGCUACUUUUUUUAAUCUUGGUUCCAGGCACCUGGUCAUUGCCCAUGGAUUAUGCUGUCAAUUCAAUUUUUCUUAUUUUUGUAAUUUUACAUCUAAUUUUUGGUUACCAAGCAAUUAAUAUUACUGCAGCACAUCAAACACGAUUAUAUCACAUGUACUUGGUAAUGAGACAGACUCAAGAAUGAAUUACCUUGUAAGACUAAGUUUAGAAACACUGCAUCUUGCACAGAGUAUUACAGCACUUAUACUAACCUACCUGAGCUGAGUUGUUAACUACAUAUUGUAUGACUAUUAAUGUUAUGCACAGAAUUAUAAAGUGCCUUCUGUCAAGCUGCCUUUCCUGUCUAUGAAAACAGUGAAACAAUUGUAUGAAGAGUAUAUAACACAGUCAGCCCCCCAAAUUCAGGUAAUUCUAUUAUCCAACUAUUUUACUUGAGGGCAAUCUGUGAAUGAAUUUGUUUUCUUCCAAGUUUUUCAAUUGGGGGGGGGGGACGAAUGGGGAUGCCUAAGUUGUAAACUAACCAAAUAAUUUCAUUCAAAAAGUGUUCAAUGACUUUACCAUACUUAUAUCUUUUUCUUGGCAUUCUUUUUUCUUAGUAUUAACAUUAAUCAUAUUAGUGAUAUUUGAAAAGAUACGGCCUCUGAAACAAAAUACAGUAUGCCCAAAUCCAAAACAAAUUUUACUAUGCACACAUAAUUUUGUAUUACUUCCUGAUUUUAGAUUUGUAGGAUGACUAGAAACAUGACCUGUGCAGAUUUUGGUGGCUGCUUUGUACCUGUGUUCAACUGAUUACUUUAACCCUUAAACUGUCCAAACAUAGAUCUAUGUUUGCUCGCAUAGCACUCCGAACGUAGAUCUACAUUUUUUUUACAUUCUUUCUUAUGGAGAAAAUCAAGGGCGGAGCACUACGCACGCAAACGUAGAUCUACGUUUGGACAGUUAGAGGGUUAAAUAUACAUGUAUAUUGAUAUUUUGUGAUAUAAAAUUGUAUUAUCUA
This is a messenger RNA of Cherax quadricarinatus, 1505 nucleotides long. Its product is annotated as transmembrane protein 17. Gene Ontology annotation, cellular component: ciliary transition zone. Gene Ontology annotation, biological process: non-motile cilium assembly. The record is from RefSeq and is a predicted model, not a curated record. NCBI's taxonomy places the organism in Eukaryota, Metazoa, Arthropoda, Malacostraca, Decapoda, Parastacidae.